This is a messenger RNA of Aureobasidium uvarum, 621 nucleotides long. The record is from the annotation of a GenBank genome assembly. NCBI's taxonomy places the organism in Eukaryota, Fungi, Ascomycota, Dothideomycetes, Dothideales, Saccotheciaceae.
AUGGCACGCAAGACUUUGCGUGAGACCCCCGUCGACACUGCUCUUGCCUUCAGCUUCGCCCGUACCAACCAGCUUAGUGAGUUGGAGGACUUCCUACGCACAUCCAACGUUGCCGACAUUGAGGCUUCUGGUGACAAGGCUUAUGAGGAGGGCUUCCAUGAGGCUGCCAAGAUCUUCUUCACCAGCAUCUCCAACUGGGCCAAGCUCGCCACUACUCUUGUUCACCUCGAGGAUUACCAAGCUGCUGUCGAGUGUGCCCGCAAGGCCAACAGCGUCAAGGUCUGGAAGCAAGUCAACGAGGCUUGUGUUGCCAAGAAGGAGUUCCGUCUCGCCCAGAUUUGUGGUCUCAACUUGAUCGUUCACGCCGAAGAGCUCCAGGAUCUGAUCAAGCAAUACGAGCACAACGGCUACUUCGACGAGCUCAUCUCACUUUUGGAGGCUGGUCUUGGUCUCGAGCGCGCUCACAUGGGCAUGUUCACUGAGUUGGGUAUUGCCCUCUCCAAGUACCACCCCGAGCGUGUCAUGGAGCACCUCCGUAUCUUCUGGGGCCGUAUCAACAUUCCCAAGAUGAUUCGUGGUUGCGAGGAGGCUCACUUGUGGCCUGAACUCGUAUUCUUAUAG